Molecule: messenger RNA, 633 nt
Organism: Anopheles darlingi
Lineage: Eukaryota; Metazoa; Arthropoda; Insecta; Diptera; Culicidae
Product: apolipoprotein D-like
Exons: 3
Coding region: 1-633 (210 amino acids)
Molecular function (GO): pigment binding
Source: RefSeq, a predicted model, not a curated record
AUGAACACCGUUCAAUUGAUUGCCACCGCGGUUGUCCUUGGCCUUGUGCAGCUGGCGAGCGGGCAGGUCGUAUCGACCGGUACCUGCCAGGACUACCCGGUGCACGUGAACUUUGACGUUCCGCGUUAUCUUGGGCUCUGGUACGAGAUCCGUCGGUACGAGCAGGCAUUCCAGAUCGGUGGCGAGUGCGUGACGGCCGAAUACUCGCUGAAUGCCGAUGGCAGUGUGCGCGUCUUCAACUCGAUGCGGCCCCGCGAUUCCGCAACGGGAACCCGCCAGUCCGAUACUGGCCGUGCCGUCGUUGCCUUCCCCGAUGAGUCUCCAUUGGAGGCGAAGCUGAACGUUACCUUCGAUGCGACCGCUGUCGAUGUGACGGCCAACUACUGGGUGCUCGGUACGGAUUACGAUAACUUUGCCGUCGUCUGGGGAUGCUUCGGUGUCGGAACUACUCUGCGCGCCGAAAGCGCGUGGGUUCUUUCCCGUACGCCUCAGCUGUCCGCUGCAUCGGAGGCCCAGGUUCAGCAGUUCGUCGAUCAGUUCCUCGUUGAGUCGAAUCUCCGACCGACUAUCCAGGAUGCACAGUUCUGCUGUACGAAUGAUCCCGAGGUGACUGCUUACCCACAGUGUUCUUAA